AUGACCUCGCGCAUCCCUCCUUCCGCGUCUGCAUCCGCUCGUCCUUCCCUCUCAGCCCGCCGGCUUUCCAGGCGCCUGUCGACAGUCUCUAGUAUUGAAUAUGGAGACAACGUUCCACCCGUUAAUCCCACGGAACAGACCAUCACAGAAGAGAUUGCUGAGAUAAAACGUUAUGAAGAUUUUACCACCAUCGAUUGGGUCCAAGAUGCUGCACAAGAACAGCUGCGCAGGAGAGCCAGGCGGAGAGAGAGCAGGUUCUUCGACAGAGACGGCGUCCUUGGAUGGCGCCGCAAGAUUUGGGAGGCUUAUGAUGCUGCCCAAGCAUGGAUUGUCAUCACACUCGUCGGCAUAGUCAUUGGCCUGAAUGCUGCUGCCGUCAACAUCGUCACGGAAUGGCUGUCCGACGUCAAAUUGGGCUAUUGCACGACCGCCUGGUAUCUCAACGAGGACUUCUGCUGCUAUGGGUCCGAGUCUGGUUGUGAUGAAUGGAAGAGAUGGACUUCGUUUACUGUGGCCAACUACUUCAUAUAUGCCAUCUUCGCCCUUCUCCUCGCAUUUGUGUCCGCAUUUCUCGUCAAAUCAUAUGCUCCAUAUGCUGCAGGAUCGGGCAUCUCAGAAAUCAAGUGCAUCAUAGCCGGCUUCAUCAUGAAAGGCUUUCUUGGCUUCUGGACUUUUCUUAUCAAAUCGAUCUGCCUGCCACUCGCCAUAGCCUCGGGUCUAUCGGUCGGCAAAGAGGGGCCCAGUGUUCACUAUGCCGUCUGUGUUGGCAACGUCAUUUCAAGAUUCUUCAGCAAGUAUAAGAAAAGUGCUUCCAAAACGAGAGAGAUUCUCACGGCCACAGCUGGUGCUGGAGUUGCUGUCGCUUUUGGGAGUCCUAUCGGUGGUGUCCUAUUCUCCCUCGAGGAGAUGGCUUCACAUUUCCCACUGAAGACGCUUUGGCGAAGCUACUUCUGUGCUCUCGUGGCUACAGCAGUUCUGAGCGCAGUCAACCCAUUCCGGACUGGCCAACUCGUUAUGUUCUCAGUCAAGUACGAUCGAGACUGGCACUUUUUCGAAAUUGUCUUCUACAUCAUUCUCGGUGUUUUUGGUGGACUUUACGGAGCCUUUGUCAUCAAGUACAAUCUUAUGGCUCAGUCUUUCCGAAAGAAAUAUCUUUCGAAAUACGCCAUCCCCGAGGCUGUGUUCUUGGCAGGUGCUACAGCCCUUCUAUGUUACCCGAAUAUGUUCCUCCGCAUCGACAUGACCGAGAUGAUGGGAAUGCUUUUCCGAGAGUGUGAAGGAGACAAUGAUUAUAAUGGCCUUUGUGAAGCCCAAAAUCGUUGGUCUCUUGUUGGUUCUUUGCUUAUUGCAACACUUCUCAGAGUUUUUCUCGUCAUCAUCUCAUAUGGCUGCAAAGUGCCCGCAGGUAUUUUCGUUCCCUCAAUGGCAAUCGGGGCUUCAUUUGGCCGAAUGCUAGGCAUCAUUGUGCAGUGGCUGUAUGAAAGAUUUCCCGAGUCACAAUUCUUUGCAUCUUGUCAACCAGAUGUACCCUGCAUCACCCCCGGCACAUAUGCAUUUCUCGGUGCCGGUGCGGCUUUGAGUGGAAUCAUGCAUUUGACGAUCUCUGUCACUGUCAUUAUGUUUGAAUUGACCGGUGCCCUGACAUAUAUUCUACCAACGAUGAUUGUGGUCGGUGUAACCAAGGCUACUGGGGACAGAUUCAGCAAUGCCGGUAUCGCAGAUCGAAUGAUUUGGUUCAAUGGCUUUCCCUUCCUCGAUAACAAGGAGGAACACUCCUUUGUCGUUCCUGUCUCACAGGUCAUGACAAGUCAACUCACGGUCCUUCCUGCAACUGGCAUGGAAGUCAAGGCUGUCCACAAGCUGUUGAACGAUACAGACUACUCUGGCUUUCCUAUUGUUGAGGAUACGGAUUCCAAAAUCCUAGUUGGAUACAUUGGAAGGACAGAACUUCAAUAUGCAAUCGACAGAGCCAAAAAGCAAGGUAUGCUUGCCUCGGAUGCUAAGUGUAGAUUCUUAUCCGAACGGGAAGAUGAGGCAGAAACUGCAGCUCCACUCAGUCCUGCAGUAACAUUUGAUUCCAUGGCGAUUCAAACCGCAGACUUCAGCUCAUUGGUUGAUUGUACUCCUAUAUCUGUCCAUCCACGACUACCACUUGAAACAGCCAUGGAACUGUUUAAGAAGAUGGGUCCUCGAGUCAUCUUAGUUGAUCAUCAUGGCCGACUUGAAGGACUUGUCACGGUCAAGGAUUGCUUGAAGUAUCAAUUCAAGGUUGAGGCACAAGAACACCAAGCUACGGCACUCAGAGAAGACAACGGAAAUCACGAGAGAAUAGUCGACAUCCUCCGCCGAUUAGGAGACGUCUUUGCAGACAAGCUCAACAACCUUUCGCGAGGAAGGUUGAAACUGGGCUCACGCCUCUCACACGGGGGCUGGUCGAGAGUGGCAGCAGGCGAUGGACAGGAAGACUUCGCCGACGACUACAAUAACGAGCAUGAGAUAUUAGAUGGGACAGAAGAUAUAACGGAACAGGGCGUCGAGAUGGACACUAGAUGA
Exophiala aquamarina CBS 119918 is the source of this 2553-nucleotide messenger RNA. Its product is annotated as chloride channel, other eukaryote. Gene Ontology annotation, cellular component: endoplasmic reticulum; Golgi apparatus; fungal-type vacuole. Gene Ontology annotation, molecular function: voltage-gated chloride channel activity. The transcript has a single exon. Gene Ontology annotation, biological process: chloride transport; intracellular iron ion homeostasis; intracellular copper ion homeostasis. Lineage: Eukaryota; Fungi; Ascomycota; Eurotiomycetes; Chaetothyriales; Herpotrichiellaceae. The record is from RefSeq and is a predicted model, not a curated record. The coding region runs from base 1 to 2553 and encodes 850 amino acids.